UUAUGAUUAGAAAUAACGCAUUGCUUUAUAUCGAUAAUGCUUUGUUUGCUAAAACGCAGAUGAUAACUUCGAUAGAUCUUGCAAGAAACCAGCUGAGCGUUUUCAAUCAGACAACAUUUUCCCAAAUUUCAACCACGCUAUCUUCAGUCGAUCUGUCACAAAAUCCCAUCGAAUGCUCCUGCAAAUCGCAAUGGUUAAUCAAGAUGCUGCGUGGAGCCAUAGAUGUUCAGAAUGGUAAAGAAACAACAUGCUCAUCUUCAUCACCGAAACCUUUUGGAGGAGAGGCACUUGAAUUCAUCCAACCAAACGAUCUCUGCACGGCGAAUUUCCCUGUAUACUUUUCAACAGGGUUCUCUAUUGUAAUUGUCGUUAUCAUCAUCGUCAUCGCGUACCACUUCAGAUGGCAACUGAGGUACAAACUCUUCCUUCUCCGACUCGCCAUUUUGGGCUACAGAGAAAUCCUGGACGAAAACGAUCGCGAGGAAUACGAUUUUGACAUCUACGUCAUAUCGACAGAGGAUGAUGAGAAUUGGAUUCAGGACCAACUGAAACCAUAUUUUCAGGGAUUGCCGUACUACAAGCGAAGCAGAAACGUCUUCACGGAUGAUGAUCUUCCCAUUGGCAUGCAUCGCACGGAAGCCGUAGAUCACGUCUUGACAAGAAGCUUUAAGAUUCUUGUUUUACUGAGUAAAGCUGCCUGCGCUGAUGACUGGUUUCUGACAUGUUUCCGUAUGGCAAUGGAUCAAGUAGCCGAUACCCAGACAGAGAACAUCGUACUGGUGUUCCUGGAGAACAUUGAGGAAGAUGUGUGAGAUGGUAUAUGCGAGGUCAAGGGCCAUAUGUAGAAUGGAUGGAGGAUGAUGAUGAGGGACAGAAAUACUUUUGGAAACGUUUGGAGAAAUGUCUGUCUGUAAACCGUAAACGUAACCAUUUUAUACCUGCCAGAAUGAGAGUUGCUUAGUCUAUCUUUCUCCUGCUUUAUUCUCUCUAUCUCAUUUGUCCUCUUCCCAUUUUCGUUAUUUCUAGGUAUCAGCCCAAUAACACCCUUUUUGGCGGGGGGGGGGGGGGGUGAAAGCGCGACGAAAACGUGACGAAUAGGCCUAGCGUGAUUCACUCUAACGAAGUCGACCUUGGGCAAAUAAAAAAAAAUCUUCGCCCAUCUGAAAUCUACGAAAGUUUCCAAAGGGAAAAAAAAACAUUUAAAAAAAAUGUUUAUUAAUUUUUUUAAUUUGAUUAUGCUAUCAGCAAUCUAAGAUUACUCAACUAAUGGGAUUGAUUACGAUUGAAUAACCAUGCACUAAGGGUCCGGGAAAAUAUUUAAUUCAUUCAAAGCUGGAAUAUCUUACAAGUUAUAAAGAUUACAAAACGCGGUAACGGAAUGGCAAAAACCUGUAAUUCAGAUAACGUAUAUGAAAAUAAUCACUUAAUGGUUUAAUAAUUUUUUUUAAAGAUGAUUAUUUUAUUUUUUAUAUUGACAAUAGUACAAUAAUAUUAAAGGCUUUCAUGGCCCAGUAGCGCAUGUAUUUUAGCCAGCACCCAUACUGUGCACGUACUCCACAGUGAAGAUUAUCGAGACGGCACGUGGCUAUUUUGUAUAUUAAAAUUGACCGAAAAUGAAUUUCUAAACAGUUUUUGCAAUUGUGAAAUACAAAAA
This is a messenger RNA of Strongylocentrotus purpuratus (purple sea urchin), 1654 nucleotides long. RefSeq names its product toll-like receptor 4. The transcript has a single exon. The record is from RefSeq and is a predicted model, not a curated record. Bases 3 to 812 code for a protein of 269 amino acids. Lineage: Eukaryota; Metazoa; Echinodermata; Echinoidea; Camarodonta; Strongylocentrotidae. Gene Ontology annotation, biological process: signal transduction.